UCCGAACCAGAAGUUGGGUGACAAGUCUCAGUUCUCUUCUCCAUUUCUCUCUCCUGGUUUGCCUUUUUGCGCCAUCCAUCGCUGCCAUCAUUCUAGCGUCUCGUUCAUCAGAAUUGUGGAAUCUUCCGUAUUUCGAUUAAUUUCAUUCUAAUUUCUGUGAUUUUUUUUCUUAAUCGGAGAGAAAUGGACUCCAAUUCAUGGAUCAAUUGUCCCUCUGUUUUCUCCUCGUCCUCUUCUUCUUCGCGGCGGUAUCAAUCCCGAUCAGAUUUGUAUCUGGGAGGAGGGUACGAGGAUUUCGAAGGGGAUGACGAUCUGAAGACGGAAUUUAUCUGCCCCUUUUGCGCAGAGGAUUUUGACAUCGUUGGGCUUUGCUGCCAUAUCGAUGAGGAGCAUCCCGUCGAGGCCAAGAACGGGGUAUGUCCUGUCUGCACAAAGAGGGUGGGAUUGGAUAUUGUUGGCCAUAUCACAACACAACACGGCAACAUCUUUAAGGUGCAGCGAAGGAGGAGGUUGCGUAGAGGUGGAUAUAGCUCUGCUUAUCUUACGCUGAAGAAGGAAUUGCGGGAGGCGCAGUCUCUCCUAGGUGGAUCGUCCAAUUUCGGUCCUUCGACAAACAUAGAUUCUGAUCCGCUGCUUUCAUCUUUUAUGUUCAACGCUUCUCCAGCAAACGAGUCGGGAAGCCGGUCUGCUACUGCAUCCAUGACUGAAGGGGCCCCAGCAACAAAAGCCGAUUCACAUAAGCAAACCCAUGAAAGAGACAUCGGGGACCAAGAGAAGGCAAGAAAGAGCGAGUUUGUCCGAGGCCUGCUGAUCUCAACCAUGUUUGAAGAAGACGUCUAAUCUCGCUAAAGCCUUUUCUCAUGGCAGAGGAGUUGCUUGUGAAAGUAAACCGAGGUGGGAGACCACGGCAGAGGGUCUAGGCGAAUGCAGAUUGCAGAUCAAACCUUGUAGUUUAGGAGGAGUUACCCCAUAUAUUAUAUUAUCAUCACUGUACUUGGGAAUUUGUAUCUGCUUUAUGAUUUAGGAAAAUGGAACUUUCAUUCA
Messenger RNA from Tarenaya hassleriana, 1044 nucleotides. Its product is annotated as protein DEHYDRATION-INDUCED 19 homolog 4-like. Lineage: Eukaryota; Viridiplantae; Streptophyta; Magnoliopsida; Brassicales; Cleomaceae. The transcript is spliced from 5 exons. Bases 184 to 840 code for a protein of 218 amino acids. The record is from RefSeq and is a predicted model, not a curated record.